UCUAGUUAUUACUGCAUUCUUUUCAAGAUGCUUGCAUCGUUACCGUUUUAUAUUCUGUUCCAGAAUUUUCCCUGGGAUUGAUGUCAGGAUGACUGGUCUCUAGUUCCCAGGUUCCUCCUUUCUUGCCCUUUUCGAAGAUAGGGGCAACAUUAGCUCUCCUCCAGUCAUCUGGCACUUCACCUACCCUACGUGAUUUCAAGAAAGCAAUAGAGAGCGAUUCUACCAGCCAGUUCCCUCAAUGCUCUUGGAUGCAGUUCCUCUGGCCCUGGAGAUUUGAACUUGUUCAAGCUCGGCGGCCCCUCCAGAGCAGAAUGGAGCCCUCCUCCGAGGGGUGGGUCCGCGGCUCCCCAUUGCCCGUCCAGAGCUGCCCGGCCUCAGGAGCAGCACCAGCCAGGCGGGCGGCCUUCUGUGACCUUUGACCGGCCCACAGACUCUGCCCCUUCCCGUCUCCUCCCGGCGGUCCCCUCGUGCCGCGUGGCCCUUCCCGAUGGAGAAGAUGAGCUGGCUGACCAAACUGAAUCCCCGGGCGGGAGCCGGGCAUCGGGCGAGCCGGGCGGCUGGCCUGCAGAGCCCGGUCAUGNCUCCUCCCUCCUCCUCGCGGGGCGCUCCGGGGGCCGCAGACGACCUGAGCGCCGUGCGCAACAACACCUACCAGAUGAUGACGCUGCUGGUGGAGGAGCGCCCCCGGGGGGAGCCGCCGGCGGCCGGGGUGGCCAUGGGCCCCAUCCUGGAGUUUGUGGUGUCCGAGAACGUGCUGGAGCGGCUGAUGGGCUGGCACCUGCGGUGGGAGGUCCCCGAGGAGCGCAAGCUGCGGCGGUGCGCGGGGCCGGCCUCCCCCGGCCUGGAGAGCAGCCUGGUGCUCCUCCUCAACCAGCUGUGCGUCUCGGUGGCCAGGGAGCCCCCACUGCUGGAGCUCUUCUUCCACAGCCCCACGGAGCAGGGCCCCCCCGACCUGCUCCUCUUCUCCCUCCUGGUCCCCUUCGUCCACCACGAGGGGGUGGUGGGCCAGCAGGCGCGCGACGCCCUCCUCCUGCUCAUGGCCAUCUCUGCCGGGAGCCACACCGUCGCUCGCUAUAUCACUGACCACUCCUACUUCUGCCCGGUCUUAGCCACAGGCCUGAGCGCCCUUUACUCCUCUCUGCCCCGCAAGCUGGAGGUCCGUGGGGAUGACUGGCACUUCUUGCGCCGGGAGGACUGGAUCGGGGUCCCCUCCCUGGCCCUCUUCAUGAGCUCCUUGGAAUUCUGCAACGCGGUCAUCCAGGUGGCCCACCCCUUGGUUCAGAAGCAGCUGGUGGAUUAUAUCCAUAAUGGGUUCCUGGUGCCAGUCAUGGGGCCUGCCUUGCACAAGGUAAGACCCGGGUGGCCCUUCUGGCAGGGAACGCACCCCAUCCCAUCUUGCAGAGAAAGAGGGAGGACGGGGGGGAGCCGGGUGGAAACACCCACCCUCCAGGUGCUGGCUGGAGAGCAGGGGCCUGGGCUCUGUGGGCAGGAUCCUGUAGGGUCCCCGCUUGCCCUGCCCCACCUUCACACCAAGGGGGGGGGCCCUUCUCUCCCCACCCAGCUCUGCAUGGUGUCGCUCAGUCUCUUCCGGACUCUGCUCAGCCUCCACUGUGAAGACGUCCUGCUGCAGCUGGUGCUCAGGUACCUCGUCCCCUGCAGCCACGUCAUGCUGAGCCAGAAGAGGGCGGUAAAGGAGCUGGACCUUUACGGCAAAGCGGCCGGCAAGUUCCUCUCGCUCAUCCCGCGCUGCUGCCGCGCCGAGAGCCUGCCUGCGCCCGAGCGCGAAGAGGAGCAUGCCACUUGGUCCAAGGGCCACGGCAGCCCCAGUGUGCUCGGCUCGCCAGGGACGCCCCCAGCGGGCAGCCCCGGCCACCGUCCGAGCCGGUGGGAGGAGGUCUCCGAACUGGAGGGGAACUACCUGGAAUACCUGCGGGACGCCCGGCUCAACAUCGACCGCUGCGUCUGGGCCUGCCGCGUCUGGUCUGCCCCCUAUGACGGGGAGGUGCCCAGCGCCACCAGCCGCGCCCCCCCCGGCUCGCCAGGGACGCCCCCAGCGGGCAGCCCCGGCCACCGUCCGAGCCGGUGGGAGGAGGUCUCCGAACUGGAGGGGAACUACCUGGAAUACCUGCGGGACGCCCGGCUCAACAUCGACCGCUGCGUCUGGGCCUGCCGCGUCUGGUCUGCCCCCUAUGACGGGGAGGUGCCCAGCGCCACCAGCCUGGCGCCCCCCCCGGACACCUCCGCCCUGCCCAUCAGCAGCGACUACUUUGGCUGCCCCUCCGUCCCUCCAGGCGGGGCCCCGGCACCCGCACCCUCCUCCCCUCGGACUAAAAAGCGGGGCCUGCCGGCGGAGGAUGCGGCGGCCAGCCCGGAGGGGCCCCCUCUGGGCACGGAGACCAGCGCCCCCGCCUCUCCCCUCCCCACGGACUCUGAGGCCUUGCUCAAUGGGGGCCCCCACGCGGACUCUGGCGGCGUCAAGAAGGUCCGCUGGUGCCUCCAAGGGGGGGCCCUGGUUGAGAACGGCACCGCCCCCUCCACCCCGAGCCCUUCCCCUGGCUGGCAGCCUGCGCCCGCCUCGGACCCACUGCUGGAGGAGCUCCUGGCUCAGGCGCCCGUGGAGAACGGGGCCACCUCGACGGUGGAGAAGUUCACGGCGGAGCUCAGCCGGCUCGAAAGAGAGGUGGAGAACGGUGGCAGAGGAGGAGAGGAGCCUGCCCCUGCCCCUGGCGUCCCGUUGGAGCGUGACCCGCUCUCCCCUGAGGAGGAGGAGGCCUAUCGGAGGUUCUCCUCCCAGCCGGAUGGUCCAGGGCAGCCAAGGCCAGCUGACCCCCUUGCCCAGGUCAUCAGCAGCCCCGCACGGACCCCUGGGCAGCCCCCCAGCCAGCCAUUCACUGGACCCUUUGUGGCCGUCCUCCUGGCCAAGCUGGAGAACAUGCUGCAGAACUCCCUCUACGUGAACUUCCUGCUGACGGGGCUGCUGGCCCAGCUGGCCUGCCACCCGCAGCCCCUGCUGCGCUCCUUCCUGCUGAACACCAACAUGGUCUUCCAGCCCAGCGUCAAGUCCCUCAUCCAGGUAGCGGCCCAGCUGGCCCUGCAGCACAUGCGCGAGGGCCAGGUGAUGCACGCCCUCUCGGGGGCCCCCCUUUUCCGCAGUUCCGCCGAGAAGCAGAACGAGGCCCUUCGGGUCAAGAACGCCGUCUACAGUGCCGUCAUCUUCACCGAGUUCCUGAAGGAGCUGGCGGCCAUCGCCCAGGCCCACGCCGUGACCUCCCCCUUCCUGCUGGAGACCCCCCCGGAGGAGAGACCCACACAGUCCUGCCCCUCCCAGGCCCCCCCUCACACACACCUACACACACACAGGACUUUCAACUGG
Molecule: messenger RNA, 3373 nt
Organism: Pogona vitticeps (central bearded dragon)
Lineage: Eukaryota; Metazoa; Chordata; Lepidosauria; Squamata; Agamidae
Source: RefSeq, a predicted model, not a curated record